Molecule: messenger RNA, 1631 nt
Organism: Pyrus x bretschneideri (Chinese white pear)
Lineage: Eukaryota; Viridiplantae; Streptophyta; Magnoliopsida; Rosales; Rosaceae
Exons: 1
Coding region: 97-1362 (421 amino acids)
Source: RefSeq, a predicted model, not a curated record
UUCACACUCUCUCCUCUCUCUUACUCAAACAAAACACCAUAUCACUAUCCAUUCAUCCAUCAAUCCUUCUCAAAUUUUCUUUCCUCUCUUAACAAAAUGUCAAAAUUUUCUUUCCAACCAAACACGUCCAAGAAAACCAAAAUCUCUAGUCUUCUCGCUGACUUGUUCAGUCUUUGUUUCUGCAUUUUGUCACACCCACUUUACGUCUCCUACUUCAUUUUUUUCUCACCGUACCUCCUCAAGCUCCUUUCUUUUCUAUCUCCUCUCUUUGUCACCACAGCUCUUCUUGUGUUGGCUUAUCUCACUGUCCAAAACGAUGUUGCUAAUUCCGAUUCGUCGAAAUUUAAACUGGGUUGUCUUGUCACCGCCUACCAAACUGUUUUGGAAGGGUUGCAGAAGUCUAAAGUUGAUGAUAGUGAUGGUGGUGAUGGUGGUGAUCGUGAUCAUGAUCACGAAGAAUUUCGGUCUUCUGUGGAGCUCGAAGCCUAUAAAAUCGUGUUUGACACACCGACGUUCGAAUGCAACGAGACCCCAGUAGAAGAAAAUUGCUCACAAGUCUUUGAAGCACAAGUUGAAGAUGUGUCAAGUCAUGAAGCUAUUGGUGCUUCUGAUGUUUUUGAUGCUGCAAGUGAUGUUUUCGAAGACAAGUUCGAAAUCCCAGCUGAGGCAUUCGUACAAGAAGAAGAGAAUUGGUCAGAAAACUUGUGCACAAAGGAAGAGGAAGAAGAAGUGAUCAGGCCACCACCAAGCACAGAAUCCAAGAAAGUUGAAGAACAAGAAGGAAAAGAAAAGAGGUCUGUGAGAAGAAGAGAAUCCAAGGAUUAUUUGGGUGAUGGAGGUGAGUUAAAUUCCAAACUAUCCAUGGUAAAUUCUCAAACCCUAGGAGCAAAUCUUGGGGAAUCCAGGUUAAAUCCCCAAACCCUAGGAUCAAAUGUUGGAGAUUGUUACUUCAACACGAGUCCAAAUCUUGGAAGUUUUGGAUCAAUGAGGAAAGAGAAGGAGUGGAGGAGGACACUGGCAUGCAAGCUUUUUGAGGAAAGGCAUCAAAGUAUGGAUGGAGGAGAAGGAGGAGAGGGGAUGGACAUGCUUUGGGAGACAUAUGAUGAGACAGAAUCAUUAAAAGUGGUGAAAGGUAAAAAAAGCAAGUCAAAGAAGGGGAAAAAUGGGAAAGUUGAGAGCCAUGAUGAAGAGGAAGAGGGAGAGUUUGAUGGGCAGUUGUGCUGCUUGCAAGCACUGAAACUCUCAGCUGGGAAGAUGAAUUUGGGAAUGGGGAGGCCUAAUCUGGUCAAGUUUUCCAAGGCCCUAAAAGGGUUUGGAUGGUUGCACCAUGUCACCAAGCAUGGCAAGAAGGGGCAUCACUGAACCAAGUAGCCUAGAACGGUGUUGCAUUCAUCUCUCUUGUUUUUAAGUUCGUAUCUCCCUUCUAACUCAUAAAUUAGAGCAGUUUAGAAUAUAUGUCAUCUUAUAAAAAAGAAAAGUUAGAUUUUUGGAGUUACUUUGGUUAAUGCUAAAUUCAAGUGGUAAUUUUUGUGUGUACAUGGGUAGGAGUAUCACAAGUAAAUAUGUUUUGUGUGUUCAUGAUCUAAUGCUUAAAUUAACUAUAAAGUAAGUUUGUUCCUCUGUUUCCAUCA